AUGAAGUUCGCAUCAAUCGUCACCGUUCUAUCUAUCUCUUCAAUGGUAGCAGCAGCCCCCAUCAUCGAGCCACGUAACCUCAUCCCGGGACUCCCAAGACCAAUGGAAGCCGUCGAAGCUCUAUACCCUGGCUCUGGUGUCCCGAAGCUCGCGAGCAAGCUGGAGAAGACUCUCAACCUCUGUAUGUACAUCUGA
Molecule: messenger RNA, 195 nt
Organism: Penicillium canescens
Lineage: Eukaryota; Fungi; Ascomycota; Eurotiomycetes; Eurotiales; Aspergillaceae
Exons: 1
Coding region: 1-195 (64 amino acids)
Source: RefSeq, a predicted model, not a curated record